CAGCUCGUCACGUUGUUUUGAAUUGAAACGUGCUGCAUUAGUAGUUCGAAUUUAUUUUCAUUUUCGUUUGAAAUUCUUAUGAAAACUGUCUAGAAUUUUCACGUUUGCUCUUAUUUGUUACUGUGGUCUUUUUGUUAACUGUAUUCACGUUUGAAAUUGAACUAACGUCAUGACGAUCGACCAGAACCUAGAAAUCAACCUAGAUCCGACCAACCUACAGUUUUCCGUUUUCAGUUCGGAAGACAUCAAACGUAUCAGUGUCACCAAAAUUGUUACAACGCGGUCGUUUGACGAGCUGGGCCAUGCAAUUCCCGGUGGACUGUACGAUGCAGCGAUGGGUCCUUCUGGACGUGGUGAGGUGUGUGCCACCUGUGUCAAGGAUAUCGCACAUUGCGAGGGACAUUUUGGACAUAUCGAAAUAUGCCUACCAGUGUUCAAUCCAUUCUUCGUUAAAACUGUCUAUAACUUGCUGAGAAUUUGUUGCACCAGUUGCUUUCGAUUGCAGCUGCAAGAUUCGAUGAAAAGUUUACUGGAAUUGCAACUGCAGCUAGUGGAUGCCGGUUACAUUGUCGAGGCAGAAGAAUUGGAGAUUUUCAAGAAAAAGUCGACCAUGGAUCCAUCCGUGAUGCCGGAAGGGGUAAACUAUUAUACGGAGUUGCUGAUGAAUCAACCUUAUAAUAAGUUGGGGAACACAAAAAAUUCGGAAGCCAUCCGAGCCGCAAUCGUUAAUGCAACACUAAAAGAAGGUAUCAAGCCGUUCUGCAUUCACUGCAAGGAACAGAUUCGUAAAGUUCGAGUGUCUAAUAAACGACUGGUAUUCAGUAUGAAUAGAUCCGAGAUGAAAGCUUUUUACGAAAAACAAGGUAUGCAGAAUAUCAGUGAUGAAAAGAUAAAAGCCACAAAUCGAGUCAUUUUUGCCGAAGAGUGUCAAAAAUAUUUCUGUAAAUUGUACCAGAACGACGGCUCUCUGCUCAAGCUUCUGUUUCCUAUUCUCGCUCACGGUUCUCACUCGAUGAAACAUUCGACCGAUUUGUUCUUUAUGGACGUGAUUCCGGUACAACCACCCAUGGUCAGACCGGUGCGACGCGUCGAAGGUAUGGAGAUUCUGGAACAUCCGCAGACCUCAAUUCUAAGAAAUAUAAUGAUGGCAAAUGCUACACUCAGAGCUGUUUUAGUGAUAACAAAAAAGGAAGAUGAUGAAACUGGCGUUAAUUCGGUUGAAGUUGACAUGAAAAAUGUGUACGACGCUGCGAGAGGCGAUGGGGCAUUCGAAAAGUUGUAUCACGCCUGGGUAGAUCUUCAAGGAUUUGUGGACCAGUCCUUGGAUAUCAAUAUGGCCCAGGACAAGAAUAAAGCCCGUGGUUCGGGUUUGAAACAAAUUAUAGAAAAGAAAGAAGGUCUGGUACGAAUGCAUAUGAUGGGAAAACGAGUAAAUUAUGCAGCAAGAACGGUCAUCACACCUGAUCCGAACAUUGGAGUAGAUGAAAUCGGAAUACCGGUGACAUUUGCAAAGAGGCUUACGUAUCCUGUACCGGUGACCCCGUGGAAUGUUGCCGAAUUGCGGAAAAUGGUUUUGAACGGUCCAGAUGAGUAUCCGGGAGCGAAUAUGAUCGAAGAUUCAAACGGUCAAUUCAGUAAAAUCUCUUCAAUGAACACAACUCAAAGGCAGUCGAUGGCAAAGACUUUGCUUACACCACAUAGCUCAAAUCAACAGGGCGUUAAAAUUGUGCAUCGCCAUUUGCUCAACGGGGAUGUUCUUCUACUCAACCGGCAACCGACUCUGCAUCGUCCCAGUAUAAUGGCGCAUAAGGCAAGGAUUCUGAGUGGCGAGAAAAUUUUUCGACUACAUUACUCCAACUGUAAAUCUUACAAUGCCGACUUCGACGGAGAUGAAAUGAAUGCCCAUUUUCCGCAGGACGAGUUAGCCCGUAGUGAGGCGUACAAUAUCGUAGCCGUACCGCAUCAGUACCUGGUUCCGAAGGAUGGCACUCCACUUGGUGGACUGAUUCAGGACCAUAUAGUGUCUGCAGUAAAACUGUUCAUUAGGGGAAAGUUUUUCAACCGAGAUGACUACCAGCAGUUGGUUUUUCAGGCGUUGAGCAACCACCGUGGCGAUAUAGAAUUGCUUCCACCCACGAUUUUAAAACCGACGAUUCUUUGGUCUGGAAAGCAGAUCAUUUCAACCAUCGUAAAGAAUAUAAUUCCUAAAAAUAUGCCUCACAUCAACAUGAUAGGGACGGCCAAAUUGGGUAGCAAACAUUGGCAAACGGAGCCGGGUCGGCAGUGGCUUGCCGGUGGGAGUCCCACAGUAGGUAACGAGAUGUCAGAGACGGAGGUUUUCAUUCGCAAUGGGGAACUGUUGGUUGGAAUUCUAGAUAAGAACCAUUUCGGAGCCACGCCGUACGGUCUAAUCCAUUGCAUAUAUGAGUUAUAUGGGGGAAACUGCUCCUCCUUACUUCUCUCUUCUCUGUCCCGAUUGUUUACUUACUAUCUUCAGUGGGAAGGUUUCACCCUUGGCGUUAGAGAUAUUCUGGUACAAAAACAUGCCGACAAAAAGAGAACAAAGAUUAUCAAAGCCUGUAGGAUGAUUGGACAUGCCACUGCAGCUUCGGCUUUGAACCUUCCAUUGAAUGUUUCCGAAGAAGAAUUGAACACGAAAAUGAUAGAAGCGUACGCCAGAAACCCCAAGUUUCGUUCAAUUCUUGAUCGGAAAUACAAAUCUGCUCUGGACACCUACACCAAUCUGGUCAACGAGACUUGCAUUCCUAGCGGGUUGAUUACCAAAUUUCCAGAAAAUCACCUUCAGUUGAUGGUUCAAUCAGGAGCAAAAGGAUCUACGGUUAAUACGAUGCAGAUUUCCUGUUUGCUUGGACAGAUCGAGUUGGAAGGUAAGCGACCUCCGUUGAUGAUAUCCGGAAAAUCUUUGCCAAGUUUCGCUAGUUUCGAGACAUCGCCGAAAUCUGGAGGAUUCAUAGAUGGUCGGUUUAUGACUGGAAUUCAACCGCAAGAUUUUUUCUUCCAUUGUAUGGCUGGACGGGAGGGUCUUAUCGAUACGGCUGUGAAAACCAGCCGUUCCGGGUACCUCCAACGCUGUCUGGUGAAGCAUUUAGAAGGACUCAAUGUAAACUACGACAUGACCGUUCGGGACAGUGAUAACAGUGUGAUACAGUUCAUGUACGGCGAAGAUGGUAUGGACAUCUCUAAGGCUCAGUUCAUAGAAAAUUCGAAUCAUCUCGAUUUUCUGGACCUGAAUCGAGAAGUGAUCGUCCAAUCGGAUCUGAUAGCAAAGUUGGUCAAUGACGACGAGUUGAACGAUCGGAUUAAAGCUCAUGUCAAGAAGAUGAAAUCUUGGAGCAAGAAAAACGGUCCUGUUCUCCAAAAGCGCCGAAUUUCGGCAUUCUCCAAAUUUGCUGCGGACAUUGGUGAUUCAAUUCGUACCGGAUUGUCAAACCCUAACCAAGUGAAGGGUAAAACGGGACGUACUCGAAUUACCGAAAAAAUCAUCAAGAAAUGGAGAAAAACAGACCUGGAUGAAAAAAACAAAUAUUUUCGCAAAUCCGCUCCUUGUCCGGAUCCAACCUUUUCCUUAUUCCGCCCGGACAGCUGUUUCGGAUCCCUCAACGAGCACCUGGAAGCGCUAGCAAAAACAUAUACCACAUCCCAGAAAUCCAAUCUAAACAUAAGGGAAUUGGUUCAGAUCAAAAACAGUUUCGCUCUCGCUGCCCCUGGUGAACCGGUUGGCGUCUUGGCCGCCCAAUCCAUCGGUGAGCCUUCAACUCAGAUGACACUGAACACAUUUCACUUUGCCGGUCGAGGUGAAAUGAAUGUCACCCUGGGAAUUCCUCGUCUUCGAGAAAUUCUGAUGCUGGCGUCUCAACGUAUCAAAACUCCUUCAAUGGAAAUCCCAUUCCGGACGCGCAGUGCACGGAAACUGGAAAUCAUCGCCGAAAAGAUGCGCCAAACACUGAAUCGGGUAACGGUAGCGGACGUGUUGGAGGAUAUCAAAGUAAAUUCUCGUCUCGUUCUAAAACCUUCCCGAGGAAUGCAGCAUAUAGUAAGGUUCAACUUUUUACCUCAGGAUGCCUAUUCGCAUGAUUUUCGCGUCAACCCGAAAGAAAUCCUGCAAUACAUGUCAAGACACUUCUUCAAAAUCAUGUUUCGUUACAUCUUCCGAACGGCUAAGACUAAAAACGUGUUAAUAGACAUCGAACAGGAAUCCUCUGCCAAGCCUAGCUCUUUCUCCAGCGAGAACGACGAGGUGGUGGAUAACAGAGUGCCGGAUAUGUCCCGGUUGGAGGAUGACGGUGGAAUAAGCUCCGAAGAGGAAACCGGCGGGAAUGAUGCCGAUGCCGAUGCGACGGAAUCACGUUUAAAAGACAAGAAAAGUGACGACGUUGGGUACGACACGGAGGAAGAGGAGGAUAGUAACGACGAUGAAAACUUGCCAGAUUCACCAGAACAUAAUCCGGAAAACGAAAACGACGACCGCAAACUCGAAGAAAACGACGAUGAAAUAAUCAAUGGUGAAGAGCUCAAUGUUUCCGAUACCAAGCUAGUGGAAGAAAACGAGAAAAAACUGGUCACCAAGCUUAACGAUAUGGUCAAUGACUACGUUUAUGAUAAGAAACAUCAUCGAUGGUGCAUCGUCACAUUUCAUAUACCCUUGAAGUAUAAAGAUAUCGACUUCACGAAAAUCAUGCGGGAAAUAGCCGAGAAGAGUGUUCUUUGGGAGAUUCCUAACAUUCGCCGUGCAAUCACGUACAUCCAGAACGACCAAAUGUACCUCAAAACCGACGGAAUCAACAUCUUCGCCAUGACCAAGUACAACAAAAUACUGGACCUCAAUCGUCUCUACUCGAACGAUAUCUACGCCAUCGCGCAAACGUACGGUAUUGAGGCUGCCUCCCGGGUUAUCGUGAAGGAGGUCCAGAACGUGUUCAAAGUGUACGGAAUCACAAUAAAUCCGCGUCAUUUGCUGCUGGUGGCCGAUUACAUGACGGCUGAUGGAACAUUCAAACCGAUGAGCCGCAAAGGAAUGGAGAACAAUGUGUCCCCGUUGCAGCAAAUUUCGUUCGAGUCGUCAAUUCAAUUUUUACGGGCAGCCGCCCUUAAGAGCAACGACGACCAUCUAGAUUCGCCAUCGUCCCGCUUGAUGUUGGGUCAGCUUUGUAAAAGCGGUACAGGAUCUUUUGGAGUGUACAGUAAAGUACAGUUAUAACGUAAUGUUAGUGACUGUUUGGAAAAUGCUUUUGAAAAAUAUAUCAUCAUUGGAAGACA
Molecule: messenger RNA, 5277 nt
Organism: Malaya genurostris
Lineage: Eukaryota; Metazoa; Arthropoda; Insecta; Diptera; Culicidae
Gene: RpI1
Product: DNA-directed RNA polymerase I subunit RPA1
Exons: 8
Coding region: 170-5218 (1682 amino acids)
Biological process (GO): DNA-templated transcription
Cellular component (GO): RNA polymerase I complex
Molecular function (GO): DNA-directed RNA polymerase activity; DNA binding
Source: RefSeq, a predicted model, not a curated record